UUACAUCAGAAAACCCUUUCUUCUCUUCCACAAUUUCUCUUUUCUCAAUGGACAGAGGCUGAGACUCUCUCUCCAUAGAGAAAAAUCUCACUCCCUUUGCCCAUUUCUCUAAUUUCCAAGAAGAUUUUCUCAGUAAGCAAACAUGGACUUGUCCACAAAAUUCCACCGCUUAGACCUUCACUCUUCUUCAUUCUUAACUGGUUCACCUCUACGUCCUCCUUUUAAGCAAAAUUCAUCUCUGCCCAUUAUCACAAAACCAAUUUCAGUAAAAUUUCCUUCCACAAGACCGACUUCAAGAAUCACUGCCCGUUUAUCCACAGCCACCGUUGAAACAUCAGUUGCUGACGCAGACACAGAUACUACAGACAUCGAAUCCUUGUUUUCAAGCAGUUCUGGUAAUGAUUUUGACAAAAGAGCCUCCAGAAAGCAGUCAAAUACUGGUGCUUCAGGUAUUACAUCUGGUAUAAAGCUUGAAAAUAUUAGUAAAAGCUAUAAAGGUGUAACUGUGUUAAAAGAUGUGACUUGGGAAGUGAAAAAAGGUGAGAAAGUUGGAUUAGUGGGUGUUAAUGGAGCAGGGAAAACUACCCAGUUGAGAAUUAUUACAGGGCAAGAAGAAGCUGAUUCAGGGAAUGUAAUUAAAGCAAAACCAAAUAUGAAAGUUGCGUUCUUGAGUCAAGAAUUUGAGGUUUCAUUGAGUAGGACUGUCAAAGAAGAGUUUAUGAGCGCAUUUGAAGAAGAAAUGGAGAUUGCUGGGAGGUUAGAGAAGGUGCAAAAGGCAAUAGAAAAUUCCGUGGAGGAUUUGGAGCUUAUGGGUAGAUUAUUGGAUGAGUUUGAUUUGUUGCAGAGGAGAGCUCAAGCUGUGGAUUUGGAUGAGGUUGAUGCAAAGAUUAGUAAGUUGAUGCCUGAACUUGGGUUUGCACCUGAGGAUUCUGAUAGGUUGGUGGCUUCUUUUAGUGGUGGGUGGCAGAUGAGGAUGUCACUUGGAAAGAUUUUGCUUCAGGAUCCGGAUUUGUUGCUUUUGGAUGAACCAACAAAUCACCUUGACCUUGAUACAAUUGAGUGGCUUGAAGGUUAUCUCCAGAAGCAAGAAGUGCCAAUGGUUAUCAUAUCGCAUGACAGAGCCUUUCUUGAUCAAUUGUGUACAAAAAUUGUGGAGACUGAAAUGGGUGUGGCCAGAACGUACGACGGAAAUUACUCUCAGUACCUUGUGUCCAAGGCAGCAUGGAUUGAAUCUCAAUAUGCUGCCUGGGAGAAGCAGCAAAAGGAAAUUGAGCAAACAAAGGACUUAAUAAGCAGGUUGGGCGCAGGAGCAAAUUCUGGUCGUGCUUCUUCUGCUGAGAAGAAAUUAGAGAGACUUCAAGAAGAGGAUCAAAUAGAGAAGCCAUUUCAAAGGAAACAAAUGAAGAUCAGGUUCCCAGAGCGUGGAAGAAGUGGAAGAAACGUUGUAAUGAUUAAGAAUUUGGAAUUUAGUUAUGAGGAUCAGGUGCUGUUUAAUAAAACAAAUCUCACAAUAGAAAGAGGUGAAAAAAUUGCCAUCAUUGGCCCAAAUGGAUGUGGAAAGAGUACUUUACUAAAAUUGAUUAUGGGUUUAGAAAAGCCAAAUGCCGGUGAAAUUGUACUUGGGGAGCAUAAUGUACUGCCAAACUAUUUUGAGCAGAACCAGGCUGAGGCACUUGAUUUAGAUAAAACAGUACUUCAAACGGUGGAAGAAGUUGCAGAGGACUGGAGAAUUGAUGAUAUAAAGGGACUCCUUGGGCGUUGUAAUUUCAAAGCUGAUAUGCUUGAUAGAAAGGUUUCCCUUUUGAGUGGUGGUGAGAAGGCACGACUAGCUUUUUGCAAAUUCAUGGUAAAACCUUCAACUUUGCUAGUUUUGGAUGAACCGACCAAUCAUUUGGAUAUAACUUCAAAAGAGAUGCUUGAGGAGGCCAUAACAGAGUACACGGGCACAAUUAUAACAGUUUCUCACGACCGAUACUUCAUAAAGCAAAUAGUAAAUAGAGUGAUUGAAGUUAAAGAUGGCAAGCUACAGGAUUAUGCAGGCGAUUACAAUUAUUAUUUGGAGAAAAACCUUGACGCUAGGGAAAGAGAACUUGAACGCGCAGCAGAGCUUGAGGAAAAGGCUCCGAAAGUGAAAGCCAAAUCAAAGAUGUCAAAAGCUGAGAAGGAAGCUAGGAAGAAACAAAAAGUGCAGGCCUUUCAAGCUGCAAAACAAAAGUCCAAAGGGCUGAAGAAUUCCAAGAGAUGGAAAUGAGAGACAUACACUGUAAAUUGAUUAGUUACCACACUUCAUUGAGCUAAUUUUACAAUGUAAAGAGCCUAGUCGACAGGGGAUUGGGCCGAUGUGGCCUAUUUUUCAGCAACAUACUUGACCAUUGUAAAUAUUAUUGAUAGAAAGCAGGUUUUUGGUUAAGGUUGCAAUUUGAAAUCUUGUUAUUAAA
Molecule: messenger RNA, 2438 nt
Organism: Ricinus communis (castor bean)
Lineage: Eukaryota; Viridiplantae; Streptophyta; Magnoliopsida; Malpighiales; Euphorbiaceae
Product: ABC transporter F family member 5
Exons: 9
Coding region: 143-2251 (702 amino acids)
Molecular function (GO): ATP binding; ATP hydrolysis activity
Source: RefSeq, a predicted model, not a curated record